Messenger RNA from Plasmodium vinckei vinckei, 1665 nucleotides. RefSeq names its product ubiquitin carboxyl-terminal hydrolase 14, putative. The transcript has 2 exons. The record is from RefSeq and is a predicted model, not a curated record. NCBI's taxonomy places the organism in Eukaryota, Apicomplexa, Aconoidasida, Haemosporida, Plasmodiidae. Gene Ontology annotation, biological process: regulation of proteasomal protein catabolic process; proteasome-mediated ubiquitin-dependent protein catabolic process; protein deubiquitination. Gene Ontology annotation, molecular function: protein binding; cysteine-type deubiquitinase activity; proteasome binding. The coding region runs from base 1 to 1665 and encodes 554 amino acids.
AUGACAAUAGUUAAGGUGACAGUCAAAUGGAAAACAAAUGUUUACAAUGAUCUCGAGCUUAAUAUAAAUGAACCAAUAGCAUUAUUUAAAGAACAGUUAUGGAAAUUGACUGCGGUCCCUGCAGAAAAGCAAAAGCUAAUGUACAAAGGACUCAUAAAAGAUGACACUGAUUUACAAACAUUGAACAUAAAAAAUAAUGAUAAAAUUAUGCUAGUAGGGUCCUCAGAAGCAUUAGCUGAAAAACCUGAUAAAAUUACAUUUGUAGAAGAUUUAUCAAAAGAAGAUAAAGAAAAAUUUAAUGACGAUAAAAAUAUAAUUUUCGAAGAUCAAGGUAUAGUCAAUUUAGGAAACACUUGUUAUUUUAAUGCAGUUUUGCAAUUUUUAACUUCUUUUAAUGAUUUAGGAGAAUUUUUAUGUAAUAUAAAAAAACCAAAAAGUCUUGGAUUCAGAUCAAAUAAAGAUAUUUUAUUUGAUUGUUAUAUACAUUUUUCUAAAACAUUUGGAAAAUCAUCAGAACCAUAUGUUCCCUUAGAAUUAUUAAAAGCUUUUAGAGAUGUUUUUCCAAAAUUUAAAACUGUCAAUGUAAGAACAAAACAAUAUGCACAACAAGAUGCAGAAGAAUGUAUGAAUGCCAUUCUUACUUCAUUAAAUGAACAUACAGAAUCAAAAAUUAUUGAUAAACUUUUUUCAUUUAAAAUAGUGGGAAAAAUUAAAUGCAUAGAACAGGAUGAUGACCCCAAUAAAAAAAAAGAAUCACCACAAAACACUGAAGCAGACAAAACUAAAGCAGACAAAACAGAAGCGGACAAAACUGAAGCAGACAAAACUAAAGCAGACAAAACAGAAGAAGAACAAGAUAACAAUUUCGAAUUAACAGAAGAAUUUCAUAAUAAAUUAAUUUGUUAUAUGGGGACACAAAAUACCCCUGUAAAUCAUCUUCAUGAAGGUAUUAGAUUAUCAUUGAUCGAAAAAAUUAAAAAAAAAAAAAAUGAAAAUGAUAAAGAAGAUACAUUAUAUGAAAAAAAAUCAGAAAUUGAUUCAUUACCUCCUUAUUUAAUUGUACAUUUUUUACGAUUUGAAUCAAAACGCAUUGUAGAUACAAGUAAUACUGUUUCUGUUGUUACUGCCAAAAUAUGUAGAAAAGUUUCCUUCCCAGAAAUUUUUGAUAUUUAUGAUUUCUGUUCAGAUAAAAUAAAAGCCGAUCUAAAAAUCGCUCGAAAUAUUAUUAUGAACCGAAAGGAUAUCAAAACACCCAAUGCAAAAGAAGAAACAAAUGAAGGUGACAAUCCAUCUCAAAACCCAACGACCCAACUUGAUGAAAAAAAAGAAUUCAUUGAAAUUCCAAAUGGAGAAUAUGAAUUAAUUUCAGUUAUUACACACAAAGGAAGAAAUGAAGAAAGUGGACAUUAUAUUGCAUGGAAAAAAAUGAGAAAUCGUAUAAAUAAAGAUUUACAGUAUGAUGAUAAUGGCCCAAGAGUUAAAAAAAAUAAAAGUAAUAAUGAACCAUCAUGGUUUAAAAUGGAUGAUGAUAAAGUAAGUCUUCAUAAUUUCUCCUCUCUUGAUUUAUUUGGAGGAUGUAGUGAUUAUAAUACAGCUGUAUUAUUAUUAUACAAAAGGAAGACACUAUCUUGUACACAAGAAGAAUUAAACAAAAAUUCAGCCUAA